CGAUGGUGCACACGUUGGGACUCGCCCUUGCCCUCGGCCUCUGUGCCCCGGGGCGCGCUGCCCUCCUGCGAUCCAGCGAGGCCAGCGAGUCGGAGCGAGCCGUGACGGCGGCCACCCUGCGCGCGAGGGUGGGCUACAUGGUGCAGGGCAUGCUGGCGAGAAAGGACACCACCACCCGGCACAUUGCGAAGACGUUGCACAAGAAGAUGAAGCUCAGGGAUGCGCUGCCACUGCUGGAAGGCAAACUGCCCAAGGAUGUGACGUCCUUGCUACACAUGGCAAGCGAUGAGCACGCGAAGGCGGGCGGCCAGUUCAGCGAGGUGUCAUUAGCGAAAGCCCGCGCCUAUUUGAACAACAUGAUGUACGACGCGUGGCUUCAGCUGGACCAGAUCGAGGUCGACUGCAAGGAGUUCGAGGAGAGCAACCGAAUGGUGUUCAGCCAGGUGGUGACAGACUUGGAACACUUUGGCUCAGACCUCGCCGACAAACAGCGCAUGAAGGCCGAGGCCGAAGGUGGCACCGCGGACAUGCAGACUCGGAUCAACGGCUUGGAGGGCUCCCUGGAUACGUUGAAGCGGAGCUUCCAGUCGACGCGCGAGAAGAACGCAUAUGAGCUAGCGCUGCGCCAGGACGACCAGGAUGUCUUCACCGCCCUCAUGCAGCUGUCGAAGUGCCCCAACGCCUAUGGAGAUGACACGUACUCCUUUGCACAGUCUCCGAUCUGCCUCACGGACAACGGCACCCAGGUGGAGGUGAGCAACGCCUCCUUGGCGGCGAAGCUGAAUCGAUCGCCACGGGUGCAGAAGGUGCUCCGGGAAGUCCUGGAGACCGCUGACUCUCAGGCGCCCUCGCUGCUGCAGAUCGAUCAGGCGCCCCCGCCGCAUAAGGUCAAGCAACCAACGGGCGGCUCGAGGAAGUGCCUCAACGGCAUCGUCAAUUGCGGCUACCUUCACGACCUCAUGGCGGUGGAGUGGGGCAAGUUCAAGGACCUGGUAGACGAGCUGACGUACAUCAUGGAGCAGAACCGCGACGCCUACGAGGGCGAGAAGGAAAACAUGAACGAGCAGAUUGCUACGCUGAGGGGGAACAAGAUGAAGUUCACGGAGAUGCUGGGCGAGGCCAUCUCCGACAUCAAUUCGAUCACGUCAGCAACGCGCGAAAAGCAGCAGCAGCACCGGGACAUCGAGCGUGCCUUCGAGAUCAAGAUGGCGGAUUGCAAGACACACAUGAGCGAGAUCCUCUACACGAACAUCUGUGGAACUCGGACCGUGCGCAACGCACUGAUGCGGUACAGCACGGUCUCGCCCACGCCGUCGAUCAGGGACUGCGACGUGACGGACUGGUCG
This is a messenger RNA of Prorocentrum cordatum, 1346 nucleotides long. NCBI's taxonomy places the organism in Eukaryota, Dinophyceae, Prorocentrales, Prorocentraceae. The record is from the annotation of a GenBank genome assembly.